Molecule: messenger RNA, 486 nt
Organism: Entamoeba histolytica HM-1:IMSS
Lineage: Eukaryota; Evosea; Mastigamoebida; Endamoebidae
Product: myb-like DNA-binding domain containing protein
Exons: 1
Coding region: 1-486 (161 amino acids)
Source: RefSeq, a predicted model, not a curated record
AUGCAAAUGUCAGUAGAAAUGAAUGAAAUAGAGAGUCUUGUAUGUGAGUCAGGGAAUGAAGAGAAAAGAAAUGAAGAGAAAGAAAGAAAAGGAAGAAAAGAAAGAAGACAAGGGAAGAUGUGGACGAAUGAAGAAGAUAAUAAAUUGAUGAGAGGAGUAGAAAGAUAUGGAGAAUCGAAGUGGGUAGAAAUAUCAAAAGAAGUAGGAAGUCGAACAAGAAAACAAUGUAGAGAACGAUAUAUUAAUCAUUUAAAACCGAGUAUAGAUACGAGUCAAUGGAAAAGAGAAGAAGAUGAAAUUAUUUUACAACAACAUUCAGUUUUUGGGAGUCAUUGGUGUUCAAUUGCAAUGUAUUUAAAUAACAGGACAGCACGAUCAAUUCGGAAUCGUUAUUAUUCAUUAAUUAACAAAAAAAGCAAUUCAUCAUGUUUUAAACCAUCAACUAUGACUCAUUAUAAGAUAUUAACUUCUUCUUCUUGGUUUUAA